This is a messenger RNA of Tripterygium wilfordii, 2832 nucleotides long. RefSeq names its product BTB/POZ domain-containing protein NPY1. The record is from RefSeq and is a predicted model, not a curated record. Bases 687 to 2537 code for a protein of 616 amino acids. Gene Ontology annotation, molecular function: protein binding. The transcript is spliced from 5 exons. NCBI's taxonomy places the organism in Eukaryota, Viridiplantae, Streptophyta, Magnoliopsida, Celastrales, Celastraceae.
GCAUAAAAUGCUCUCCUCUCUCCGAGCCACCCUGUAAACACAGUCCUCUCUGCUUCCUUUAGACACUCUCUAAAUUUUCUAUUUCUUUCACUUUCGAAUACUAUUUUCCAAGAAAAUUCCAGCGACCACCUCGUCAGAGGCAGAAGGCUAUCUAACCAUUCAGCAAUCACGAACUGUUUUGAGAUUUGCGCCGAAAGAUAGAGAGAGGAAGAUCUCGAGCGGGAUCAGACUGAUUUAAAGUAAAGACGGCGAGAAUUUAUGAUAUAGACCGGGAUUUAUUUCUUCUUAGCUCGUGAGCGUCAUCAAUGUUGUUAUAGAGGGCGCGCGAAAUCGAUUGGAACAACGGGAAACUCGAGGCGGGAGCAGUAAUACAAAGUGCAGAGCUUGUCCCUGUCGGGUGUUUAUUGCGGGUCCGGUGGUGGUUGUGGUUGCGUGUUUCAGAAACAGAGGCUCUCUCUGCGAAGCAGGCAUUUGUGUUCAGUAUUUUGGGUUUCUAAUACUGAUGUGGUCUCUCUUUUUCUGAUUUGUAGUGAGGGAAAAUAUCGAGAAUCAGAGUUCGGAGAGUUCGGAGAGAGAUUGUAUGGGCCGCAGCAGCGGAAACAGAGCUGGUGUCGGUGUCGGUGUGCGUCUUUGAAGGUUUCCUUGUGGUUUCUUGGUGUUUUGUUAGGGGCAUUUGGGGUUUAAAAAUGAAGUUUAUGAAGCUAGGGUCCAAACCUGAUGCAUUUCAAUCUGAUGGAAAAUCAAUCAGGUAUGUGUCAUCUGAGCUGGCAACAGACAUCACAAUCAUUGUAGGUGAAGUAAGAUUUUACCUUCACAAGUUUCCUCUGUUGUCCAAGAGUCAACGCCUGCAAAAAUCAGUGCCCAAAGCCAGUGAGGAAAAUCUUGAUGAAAUUAAUUUGGCUGAUUUUCCUGGUGGGCCUAAAGCAUUUGAAAUUUGUGCUAAGUUCUUCUAUGGAAUGACUGUUACCCUUAAUGCUUACAAUGUUGUGGCUGCUCGUUGUGCUGCUGAGUAUCUCGAGAUGACCGAGGAUGUUGAUCGAGGAAAUCUUAUUUUUAAAAUUGAGGUAUUUCUUAACUCCAGCAUCUUUCGUAGCUGGAAGGAUUCCAUUAUUGUUCUCCAGACCACCAGAUCUCUUUUGCCAUGGUCUGAAGAUCUAAAGAUUGUUGGGAGAUGCAUAGAUUCCAUUGCCUCCAAAACCUCAGUGGACCCUGCAAACAUAACAUGGUCCUAUACAUAUAAUCGUAAAUUGCCAGUUUCUGAUAGAAUAGUUGAGGAUGGGAUGAAGUUUCUAGAGAAAAUUGAGUCUGUUCCAAAGGAUUGGUGGGUUGAAGACAUAUGUGAAGUGGAGAUUGAUCUGUACAAGCGAGUCAUUAUUGCUGUGAAAUUAAAGGGAAGAAUGGACGGUGCUGUGAUUGGGGAGGCAUUAAAAACUUAUGCUGUUCGAUGGUUGCCAGAUUCUGUUGAUGCUUUGGUAUCUGAUGAUCAUUCCUGGAGGAAUAGGUAUUUGAUAGAAACUAUUGUUUGUCUACUGCCUUCAGAUAGGGAAGUGGGUUGUUCAUGCAGUUUUCUACUGAAACUGUUGAAAGCUGCCAUUUUGGUUGGAGCAAGUGAUUCAUCCCGAGAAGAUUUGGUGAAGAGGAUCAGUUUGAAGCUGCAUGAGGCUUCUGUCAAAGAUUUAUUAAUUCCAGCUCAGUCUCCCCAAUCCACUUUAUAUGAUGUUGAUUUAGUGCAGUGCAUGGUGAAUCGUUUUGUGAUGCAUGAGAAGCACGGUCAGGAUUUUAAAGUUGAUGAGAAGAAUGAGGAGACUGAUAGUUUUGUUUUGGGACACAGAUCGUUGUUGAAUAUUGGUAAACUAAUCGAUGGAUAUCUUGCGGAAAUUGCACGUGACCCAAAUCUCACUCUUGCUAGUUUCAUUGACUUGUCACAUUCAAUUCCCGAUUCUGCAAGACCAACUCAUGAUGGGCUUUAUGUAGCAAUCGACACCUACCUGAAGGAGAAUCCUCGCCUGACAAAAACUGAAAGGAAGAAGAUAUGUAGUUUGAUGGAUGUCAAAAGAUUGACGAUGGAUGCAUCUAUGCAUGCUGCACAGAAUGAGCGACUUCCUCUCCGAGUUGUGGUCCAAGUUCUGUUUUUUGAGCAAGUUAGAGCAGCUGCUGGGGUUCCAUCCCUUACUAGCAACCCUGGAGAUGCUUCACAUUCCUCAACAAACACAGACGAGGAAUAUGACAAGAAGGUAGCAGCAGAUGUUUGCAAAUCCUUGAAUAAGCAGAUGAGUCAAUUGAAAGUUAAAGAUGAUGAUUCUGGUAAAAAUGGAAAGUUGACAAAAAAGAACAGCAAGAACAGCAAAAGUGGCAUCCAAUUACUGCCGUCACGGUCGAGAAGAAUGUUUGAUAAGUUGUGGGUUGUGGGUAAAGGGCGUGGAGAGAGCAGGAGCUCUGAAACAUCAGCAAGUUCUCAGAGCCCAACUUCUAUGGCUCCUGGGGACACCAAGUCUUCUGGUUCGUCUUCAAGACAUGGGAGGCAUUCCAACUCCUGAAUGAAGAAGAUUUCCACGGUUGGUGGUGUAAAGUGGUAGGAUUUUGAUGUUGCCGAUGAUGGGUUUGCUUAGGUUGCUGCUUCUUUUUUUUUUAUCAUUAUCUUCCAAUUAAAUGUAAAAUUAGUCAUUUUCAAUUGCCUUCUCUCUAACGUCCCAUUAGUUCGAAUUGCAAGAUUCUCCAUCUGUGUAUCAAGUUCAUUAGUUCCCCUGAAAGUAGUUUUCGAUUCUUAAAACAAUAGUUAAUCAAGCAUGCAUACUGACUCUUUAAGAAAGCCAACGUGUGCAAAUUUAUUGA